UUUUUACUUUUACUUCAAUCUCGUUAUUCAGUUUGAAGGCUACCUUUCUAAAAGCUGCAUAUAAGCGGUUGGUGUAUUGAUUCCACUCGAUAAGUUUGCCCACUUUGGUUCGUGUUUUUUGUGCAUUGAGGUGAACAGUGAUUAUCUUCCGAUAUGCCGACUUAUCACAAACCGGAGUCAAAAACAAUUCAAGAACUAAAGGAUAUUGCUCAUAAGCUUCGCAUUCACUCGAUUAAUUCGACUCAAGCUUCGAAAUCUGGUCAUCCGACGUCAUGUGCGUCUAUUGCAGAAAUCGUCUCGGUAUUGUUCUUCAAUACAAUGCGGUAUAAAAUUUCAGCUCCACGUGACCCUUCUUCAGAUCGAUUUAUUCUGUCCAAGGGACACGCAGCACCUAUUCUGUAUGCCGCUUGGGCAGAGGCUGGUUUGUUUCCGACUAGCGAAUUGUUAAAUCUACGCAAAAUUGAUUCCGAUUUAGAAGGUCAUCCAACACCGAGAUUGAACUUCGUAGAUGUUGGAACCGGCUCCCUCGGCCAGGGUGUUGCGGUUGGUUGCGGAAUGGCGUACGUUGGAAAGAUCAUUGACAAGGCCGACUACAGAACCUAUGUGUUAGUAGGAGAUGGUGAAUCAGCUGAAGGCUCAAUCUGGGAAUCAUUACAUUUUGCUGGACACUACAGAUUAGAUAAUUUGUGCGUCAUUUUCGACGUCAAUCGAUUGGGACAGUCUGAACCAACAUCAUUGCAGCAUCGUAUGGAGGUCUAUCGCAAACGUUUAGAUGCUUUCGGUUUUAAUGCAAUUGUUGUCGAUGGACAUGAUGUGGAGGAGCUUUGCAAGGCAUUUUUCGAAGCUACUGUAACCAAGGAUCGUCCAACUGCAAUCAUUGCAAAAACGUUUAAGGGUAAACAUUUCCCGAAUAUUGAAGAUUUAGAGAACUGGCAUGGAAAACCACUGGGGGAGAAUGCAGCUUCUGUAAUUGAGCAUUUGCAGUCUUUGAUUCGCAAUACUGGUCAAACACCGAUAGUUCCUCCUUCACCACAGAAAGAUAGUGCUAAAAAAAUUAGCAUUAAAAACAUUCAGCUUGCAACACCUCCAGCGUAUAAGCUUGGUGAAUCUGUCGCUACAAGGUUAGCUUACGGAACCGCACUAGCCAAGAUUGCAAUGAACAAUGAUCGCGUUAUUGCUUUGGAUGGUGAUACAAAAAAUUCAACGUACUCUGAUAAGUUGCGUAAAGCGUUCCCCGAACGUUUCAUUGAGUGUUUCAUAGCGGAACAGAAUCUCGUUGGAGUAGCUAUUGGAGCUGCCUGUCGCGAUCGCACAGUGGCGUUUGUAUCUACUUUUGCAACUUUCUUCACUCGCGCUUUUGAUCAGAUCCGUAUGGGUGCUAUCUCACAGACCAAUGUAAACUUUGUGGGAUCACAUUGUGGUGUUAGUAUCGGUGAAGAUGGCCCCAGCCAAAUGGGAUUGGAAGACAUUGCAUUAUUCAGAGCCAUUCCUGGGAGCACCGUCUUUUACCCAUCGGAUGCAGUUAGUACCGAGCGUUCUGUUGAGCUGGCUGCUAAUACUAAGGGUGUUUGUUUCAUUCGUACUUCGAGACCAAAUACCGCUGUUAUUUAUAACAACAAUGAGCCCUUCCAGAUCGGCAAGGCUAAAAUUGUCAAGCAAUCGGCUGAAGACGCUGUAUUACUGAUUGGAGCAGGCAUCACACUGUACGAAGCUCUUAACGCAGCUACUGAAUUAGAGAAAUCUGGUGUUCAUGCUCGUGUCCUAGAUCCGUUUACGGUAAAACCUUUGGAUAAAGAAUCCAUCUUACAAAACGCUUUGCAAUGUGGCGGUCGCAUCAUCGUUGUAGAGGAUCAUUAUAAGCAAGGCGGUCUAGGGGAAGCUGUUUUAUCGGCUGUGGCUGAGCAGCGCAAUGUGGUAGUCAAGCAUUUGGGCGUUGAACAAAUUCCGCGCUCUGGUCCACCGACGGUUCUAAUUGAUAUGUAUGGAAUUUCGGCUCGCUGCAUUGUGGUUGCUGUGAAUGAAAUUCUUAAGUUGUAAGCAUGUACAGGAAAUGUCUGAUUUUAUAUGCAAUUUAUUUUUCUUUUGAAACAAGCUUAAAGCUUCGUCUUUUAAACAUCAUUCCUUAUUGUACGUUUUUAUACUACCCAUAUAUUUUGAUAUUACAUUAUUAUCAGGUUUGAAUAUAAUUCACAAGUUCAAAGUUAUUUCAUUGUUGUAUGCAGCAUUGGUACUUUUACUUUUAGAUUCCAUCUCCAUUAUAUCAUCGGAAUAUGCAAUAUAUGUUUUUUCAAUAUGCAAUCGUU
Malaya genurostris is the source of this 2303-nucleotide messenger RNA. Its product is annotated as transketolase-like protein 2. The record is from RefSeq and is a predicted model, not a curated record. Bases 154 to 2037 code for a protein of 627 amino acids. NCBI's taxonomy places the organism in Eukaryota, Metazoa, Arthropoda, Insecta, Diptera, Culicidae. The transcript is spliced from 4 exons. Gene Ontology annotation, molecular function: thiamine pyrophosphate binding; transketolase activity.